AAACGAGUUCUGCUAAUUCUUUUAAUUUGUUAAUAAUUACAAAUUUUUAAAGAGAAAAUGUUGGACCUUAAUCUUUUUCAACCUGAUAAGGGUGGUGACCCUGGACUUAUUCGAGAAUCUCAACGAAAAAGAGGAGCUCCUAUUGAAUUAGUUGACAAAGUCAUUGAUAUGUAUGAUAAUUGGAGGAAAGUAAGAUUUGAAUUAGAUCAGAUCCUCAAAAAACAAAAUUCAAUUCAAAAGGAAAUUGGUUUAAAAAAAAAGAAUAAAGAAGAUGCAUCAACACUGAUUGCAGAGAAAGACUCCCUUAGUUCUGAAAAAGAUCGUCUUACCGCUCUAGAAAAAGAAAAAGAAGAGUCUCUUAGAGUAACAGCUGCUACUAUUGGUAACAUUGUCCAUCAUUCAGUUCCUACUUCAUUAGAUGAAACAGAUAAUGAAAUUAUUAGAAAAUGGGAACCACCAGCAGAUACGGAAGGUGGAGAUGGUGAGAGAAAACCUAUUAAAAAAACAGGUAUCCUUUCACAUCAUGAAGUGUUAUAUAGAAUUGACGGAUAUGAUCCUGAAAGAGGAACAAAUAUUGCUGGUCAUCGAGGUUAUUUUUUGACAAAUGAUGGUGUGGAUCUUAAUAUGGCACUUAUACAAUAUGGACUUUCAUUUUUGAGGAAGAGGGGUUAUAAAAAAUUGCAGACGCCAUUUUUUAUGAGAAGAGAAUAUAUGGCAAAAACUGCUCAAUUAGAACAAUUUGAUGAAGAGUUAUAUAAAGUUCUUGAAGAAAAAAGUGAAGAGAAAGAUGAAAAAUAUUUAAUUGCAACGUCAGAACAACCUAUUUCGGCCUUUCAUGCGAAUGAAUGGUUUGAACGACCAUCGGAACAAUUGCCAUUAAAAUACGCUGGAUAUUCUACAUGUUUCCGUAAAGAAGCUGGAGCUCAUGGAAAAGAUACAUGGGGAAUUUUUAGAGUUCAUCAAUUUGAAAAAGUUGAGCAAUUUGUUAUUACUGAACCAGAAAAAUCUUGGGAACAGUUUGAUGAAAUGAUUAAAUUUUCUGAGGAAUUUUAUCAAUCACUUGGACUACCUUAUCAAAUAGUUUCAAUUGUUUCUGGAGCACUUAAUAAUGCUGCAGCAAAAAAAUAUGAUUUAGAAGCUUGGUUUCCUUAUCAAGGGGAAUAUAAAGAAUUAGUUAGUUGUUCAAAUUGUACUGAUUAUCAAUCCAGAAGGUUGGAAAUUAGAUGUGGUGUAAAAAAAAUGGGUGAUCGUGAAAAGAAAUAUGUACAUUGUUUAAACGCUACGUUAUGUGCUAGUGAGAGAGCUUUAUGUUGCAUUCUGGAAAAUUAUCAAACACCUGAGGGUGUUGUUAUACCAGAAGUACUUCGUCCAUACAUGGAUGGUAGGGAUUUCUUACCAUUUAUUAAAGCUUUACCAAAGAAAAAAUAAAGUCGUAUUAUUUCUUUUUAUGCAUCAUAAUUUUGAAGUGACUUCAGAUUGUAAUCCUAAAAAUUGUUAGAUUUUUUAAUUUGAAUAAAAUAAAUUGAAGCAUAUGUAAUUUUAAAAUGCACGAACAUAAAGGAUUGUAAGUUUAUUACAACGACAUUGCAAUCUCAUAAUUACGAAACAUUUGUAACACAUUUUUUUUUAUGUUUUAUAAAAUCAUUUAUU
Messenger RNA from Rhizophagus irregularis DAOM 181602=DAOM 197198, 1650 nucleotides. RefSeq lists its product as uncharacterized. The record is from RefSeq and is a predicted model, not a curated record. Gene Ontology annotation, molecular function: tRNA binding; ATP binding; serine-tRNA ligase activity. Gene Ontology annotation, cellular component: cytosol. NCBI's taxonomy places the organism in Eukaryota, Fungi, Glomeromycota, Glomeromycetes, Glomerales, Glomeraceae. Gene Ontology annotation, biological process: seryl-tRNA aminoacylation.